Molecule: messenger RNA, 441 nt
Organism: Capsicum annuum
Lineage: Eukaryota; Viridiplantae; Streptophyta; Magnoliopsida; Solanales; Solanaceae
Product: putative germin-like protein 2-2
Exons: 3
Coding region: 1-441 (146 amino acids)
Cellular component (GO): cell wall
Molecular function (GO): manganese ion binding
Source: RefSeq, a predicted model, not a curated record
AUGGAUAAGGAGGGCGAGGAAAGUGAAGAGGAAGAGGAUGAACAGAUGGAGGAAGAUGUGGAUGUGGAUGUGGAUGAUGAAGUAAAUGUACAAGGCAAGGUCUUUAGUGGAAAUGCAGUGCCUCAGUUUGGUAUUUCUGCAAAUAUUGUGGAUGUAAACUUCAUGCCUGGACUCAACACUCGUGGAAUUUCUAUAGUUCAUGUUGACUUGGAACCACAGGGUCUCGUUCUACUUCACAUGCACCCUCAAGCUACUGAGCUCACAACUGUCAUCAACAGGGGCUUAUUCACUUCCAGUAUAAUAUGGAACACAAAAAUGCUACUCCGCUUAUCGUCUUUGAACAGUCAAAAUCCUGGAGUUGUCAAGAUUCCUGGUUCAAUCUUUGCUUCAGAUCCACCUAUUCUGGAUGACGUUCAGGCUUCCAGCUUGGUAAGAAAGUGA